CAACGAUUGGCCAGCAUCCGGGGCCACAACCCGGGCCCAUGCAGCAGGUAGCGGGUCCCCCGCCACCGCCGCCGCCUGGACCCAGAGGGCCACCACAAGAACCACAUCACCAAGAACCAGUCCAAGGCUACUCUCACGGAUGGCCGCAGAGAAUGCCCUAUGCGCAUCGAUACUUCCCACAACCACAGCACCUCGCCCGGACGGUCCCAUCAGUCAACAACGAUGGCUACAACUUUAUGCUCGUGUGUCAUUCUGUGCGAGAGCAUGUUCGGCCCAAUUCGCCUAUGAUUGAGCACGUCGGGUUUCUCCUCCGACGCGAGGUCAUGACGUCGCUGAGCCCAUUCGUCGACAGCCUCACGAAAGACUUUCCGCCAGGGGAGGUGUCUCUCUGGCUUGACGAAACUGAAGCCAACGUUGCGGCCCUGUUGGAGGUAUGUAACCUCUUGCCCGACAAGCCACCUCAAGCACAGACCUUCCACCCCACUGCGCGGCAGUACAUGGGCGCGGGGGUCAUUGCGACAAAGUACAACUUUGCAGCGCUGGUGCCCUCGAUCCAGUACCACAUCCUAAAUGCGCCGCCAAGGGAGACUGCGUGGCAGUUUGAGGAAAUUGCCUUUUUCCUCAACUUUGCGCACACGAGCCGGUCGCCCGCGCUGUGGGACAUGUGCAUCCGCUACCUGGGCGCCUGGCGAUCACAGCUCGACCCGAGGCGUCUACCCCGGGAACGGACCCGGGAGCUCGAUCCCAAGGUCCACAGGGUACUGCUGACCUUUGCGGCCUGUACGCGCGGUCGGACCCUCUUUGACGGCCUCGAAGGGAUCAAGGUCAAGUAUGGCGGCGUGGACGAGCCGUAUGUCGUGGUCGAGCCUGAGUAG
This is a messenger RNA of Vanrija pseudolonga, 875 nucleotides long. RefSeq lists its product as uncharacterized. Bases 39 to 875 code for a protein of 278 amino acids. The record is from RefSeq and is a predicted model, not a curated record. The transcript has 3 exons. Lineage: Eukaryota; Fungi; Basidiomycota; Tremellomycetes; Trichosporonales; Trichosporonaceae.